Molecule: messenger RNA, 2557 nt
Organism: Wasmannia auropunctata (little fire ant)
Lineage: Eukaryota; Metazoa; Arthropoda; Insecta; Hymenoptera; Formicidae
Product: 4-coumarate--CoA ligase 1-like
Exons: 9
Coding region: 273-1892 (539 amino acids)
Biological process (GO): fatty-acyl-CoA biosynthetic process; long-chain fatty acid metabolic process
Molecular function (GO): long-chain fatty acid-CoA ligase activity
Source: RefSeq, a predicted model, not a curated record
CUUUUAUCGGCGUUCGUAUAUGCUUCGCUCUACACUUGUCUAGUGCAUGUUCCUCGGAAAGGAUCUUCACAUAGUGGAAAAACUCUUCCGUCUUUCAGAUACGGAAUCUUUCUUUUUAUUGCAACCGACUUUAUCGAUUUUUGUUUUCAAGUAUUUCUUCCUGGAUACACCUGGAUACAUUAUUUUGACUAAAUUGCAAUUGAAGUGAUAUUCUUUCAAACCUAUACUCAGUGACUGAUCGGCCACAUUCAUCAGACUUCUAUUUUGACGAAAUGGUUGCGGAUAAGAAUUUUACUGUGGAAAAUGGCGUUUAUAAAGGACAAGAGACGUAUCAAUCGAAUAAGUACAAAAGCCUCGGAGAAUUAAUGUGGAUUAGCAUUAAAAACCAUGCGGACAAAAUCGCACAUUUAGACGCGCGUACUGAUGAGACAUUUACAUACGCGGUGCUGCAAGAUAAAGCUGUGAGAUUCGCAGUGUGGCUGCAAAAACAAGGAAUUAAAGAAGGUGACGUCAUUAGUGUGUGCACGAGUAAUCAUCCCAAUUCUAUCGUGCCCUGUGUUGCAGCGACUUAUGUCAAUGCGAUCUUCAAUCCGUGGAACGAGGCCAUGGAUCUACCAACCGCGAGGCACGUUUUGCAACUGACUACGCCGAAGGUAAUAGUCUGCAGCGAGAAAUCCGCGGAUGUCAUCUUGAGCGCGAUAAAAGAGAAGAAUUGCAAUCCCGCGGUGGUCGUUUUUGGCAAGCAUGCUGGCACGAUUUCGUUUUCCGAUGUCCUGAAAAACUGCAACGACGCGGAAGCGGCAAGUUUCCGCUACGCUGAACUUGACGAUCCCAAGAAGACUGCGUGCAUCGUGCACUCGUCGGGCACGACGGGGAUGCCAAAGGGCGUCGAACUAUCUAACUAUACUAUGUCACUCAUCAGCGAAGACAACAACCUAGAUAUGACGAAUGUGACAAUGCUUUGGUUCUCAUCUCUUUAUUGGAUCAGCGGAAUAAUGCUGAACGUAAAAGCAAUCGCGCAGGGUGCCACAGUGAUCCUCUAUCCGGAAUUCGACGAGGAGAUGACUUGCAAAUUGAUUGAGAAAUAUAAAGUAGCAAUUCUUUUCCUUAGCACGAGUAUGAUAAAUCGAUUUGUCAGAGCAGGUUACGUAAAGAAUUAUUCAUUACCAUCUUUGAAAGCUAUACUAGGCGGUGGUGCGAUAAUUAAGCCAAAAGUGCAGGAAGAACUAAGACGUUAUUUACCGCACGUUCAGAUAUUGCAGGGUUAUGGAAUGACGGAACUGGGUGGUCUCAUAACGUUGCAACUACCACAUCACAAAAACGGAUCUUGCGGGAUAGUAGCCAACAAUGUGCAAAUAAAGGUCGUGGAUCCUAAAAGUGGAAAAGUGCAGGUUGGUCCGAAUCAGUCAGGAGAAAUAUGGAUAAAAUCUACAAUGAUGAUGAAUGGUUAUUAUAGAAAUCCCGAGGCGACAAAAAGUACGAUUGAUGAAGAAGGUUGGCUGCACUCCGGUGAUAUCGGUUAUGUAGAUGAAGAUGGCGAAUUGUUCAUUAUUGACAGGAUAAAAGAGCUCAUAAAGUAUAGAGGAUAUCAGAUCUCACCCGGAGAAAUCGAGGGUGUCUUAAUAAUGCAUCCAGCAGUGCUGGAAGUUGCUGUAAUAUCUAUACCUCAUGCAAUAGACGACGAACAUCCUCUUGCUUAUGUCACCAAAAAGCCCGGCGCUAAGGAGACGGAGCAAGAAUUGAUAGACUUUGUGGCAAAGAAUAUGAUGGAUCAUUAUAAACUUCGCGCUGGAGUGAUAUUUUUAGAUACGUUUCCGUACACAGGUUCAGGGAAAAUUGCGAGGAAAGAUUUAAAAGAAAUGGCUAAAAAAUUAUUCAAGCACACUAGUUAAUUGUAGCUUUUUAAUAAAUAUAUAUAUAGAGGUAUGCUUCUUCCUAAAAAGUAGAUAUUAGACAUGGAACAGAUUGAUACUUUUUUCUUCAUAAAAGAAUUAUUAGAUUGAUGAAGAUAAUUUUUGAAUUAAAAUAAAAAACUUAGACUUAAGUUAAAUUUUGAAAUAGAAUAAAUCUAGUCUUUAAAAUAAGUCUUAGAAUAAUUACGUAUUAUUUUUAAUGUUGUUACGGGUGAUGAAAAUGUAUUUUAGCAGACGUUUGUAAUGCAGUUUUAUCUGCAUUUACUUAAUGUUACAAUAGCAGGAUACAUUGUAUAACUAUUUAUUUAGUGAAUACUGUAUGUAAGUAAAACUUGAUGAAAGUUAUUUAAUAAUAAGUUUAUGUUUUACAUCGGUAUUAUUUAUUUUAUUCAAAAUAAAGCUAUGAAUGGUUGGAUAUAAAAAUCCAUUAUGAUAUUAUAUCAAAAUCAUGUAUACAUAUAUAAUCAGUUUUAGAAAUUUUUCGUAUAACUUUGCCAUUAUAAACAUAAUUAUGAAAUACGAGAAAAUUGCCAAGAUAUCUUCUCUUAUCAGGAUAUUCUAAGAAGUAACAAAGGCAAAUGUUAUUAUCGCGUAUUUUGUAACCGAAAAUGAUAGGCAAUAAAUAUUUCUGACGUAAGAUAUAA